AUGCUGAAGGUCUGGGCUUACCUCAUGGACCCCGGGCUCGUGACCCGGUUCCAGAGACGAUGCGGACUCGUCCUCGUUGAGGCCUCGCGUCACGGAGAGGAAAAGACGCGAGCUCCAGAGGAAGAAGGGAGCGGCUGGAGGAAAGCACGUGGGCGGCUGGGGGGGGAACGGGCUCAACGGAACGGCAGCUGGACGCGUGGACCCCAGGAGAGCAGAUGUGCUGCUGGGAGAAGGUCUGAGGUUCAGGCCUGCGGUCAGCCUGGCUACGAGGUGAGGAACUGGCCGCUGCACCUCCUCUUCCUGCUCUCCGCCGGCCUGGGUCACGAGAUCUUCUACAUCACCUGUCUGCCAAACAUCCACUGGAGUCUGGAUCCGUUCCUCUGCCGCCGCCUCGUCAACAUGUGGACUCUUUCUUUCAUCCCUCUCCCCCCCUUCCAGUGA
Messenger RNA from Menidia menidia (Atlantic silverside), 441 nucleotides. Lineage: Eukaryota; Metazoa; Chordata; Actinopteri; Atheriniformes; Atherinopsidae. The record is from the annotation of a GenBank genome assembly.